Molecule: messenger RNA, 2961 nt
Organism: Hyaloperonospora brassicae
Lineage: Eukaryota; Oomycota; Peronosporomycetes; Peronosporales; Peronosporaceae
Source: the annotation of a GenBank genome assembly
AUGGGACAUCACGUGCUCGCGGCGCUGUUCGCGCUGCACGCGGCAGCGCUCUACUUGUUCACCACGGGCUUCUUUCUCACUCGCUUCGAAGUCCCCGACGUAAGCACGUGCCACAUGCUGCCGUCCGACACGGACGUCGCUCUCUCUCGUCUCCGUCACGGCCACAAAAAUGCAUCGAUAUUGACCGGCGCUGCUCGAAACGACUGCUGGAUGCCCCGUCGCUUCCGUCGCGUCGUCUUUGUCGUCGUGGACGCGCUACGAUUCGACUUUGCAGUCUCUGGAGCGACCGGGCGGUCGACGUUCUAUAGCGACCGACUGCCAGUGCUCAACGAGACGCUGGCGAAAGAGCCGGGACACGCGCUACUGCUCAAGUUUGUAGCCGACCCCCCCACGAUGACGAUGCAGCGCCUGAAGGGACUGACAACGGGCUCGUUGCCGACGUUCUUGGACAUUAAGGACAACAUGGCCUCAAGCAGUCAGAUCGUCGAGGACAAUUUGCUGCGUCAGCUGCGAGCUCAGCACCGCGGCGUCGUGUUUAUGGGCGACGAUACGUGGGACGCGUUGUACGCGCGCGAGUUUACGCGUAAAUACGCAUUCGACUCGUUCAAUGUCAAAGAUCUGCAUUCGGUCGAUCGCGGCGUGACGACGCACUUGUUCCCCGAGCUCGACAAGCCGGAUUGGGACUUGCUCGUCGCGCACUUCUUGGGCGUCGACCAUGUUGGACACACGCACGGACCUAGCUCUGUCUUUAUGGCCCAAAAGCUCGAUGAGAUGAAUGGCGUCUUGUCGAAGCUGUUGCAGCAUUUGAAAGACAUGCCAGGUGGAGAAGAUGUGCUGCUAGCUGUGCUGGGAGACCAUGGCAUGUCGGCUGAUGGCAAUCACGGUGGCGCAACUGACGACGAGACUGGCGCUGCACUCUUUUUGUACAGCAAGGCACCGCUUGUUGUUGCUGCAAGCGAAGACAGUGAGGGUGGAAACGAGGAGCUCCAGAAAUAUGCAAAGACGUUGCGCGACAGCUUGCAAGAAGUUCCACAAGUUGACCUCGUGCCCACGCUAGCGCUGUUGAGCGGCUUGCCAAUUCCUUUCGGAAACCUUGGAAGCGUUAUUCCGUCGCUGUUUUUCGUGCCCCCGCCGUCAUCUGACGCCGUCACAAACAGUGCGUUGGCUGCAUUUCAGACCCUGAAUCGUGCGUUGCGACUGAACCUCGACCAGGUGCGGCGUUACCUGCUUCGGUACUCAUCCGCGUCCAAGCUGCCCGAAAGAGCGUACGAUCAGCUCGAAACGCUUUUUGACGAGAUUGUGCGUGUUGAGGAUCAACUGACACGAGUGCAAGGAAGUGGGGAAGUCCCUGCCUUGUCUGAAUCCGAUCUUUUGCUACUACUACGUCUCCACCACGAUCUAUCAAAGCAACAGCAGCAAUACCUACGUGAGGCGCUAUCGCUAGGGCGUUCCAUUUGGACGCAGUUUGAUCUGUGCAGUAUGGCCUGGGGGCUAAUACUGCUUACAUGGGCCUUUGUCGUUGGCGUUAUUUCUACUCGAAGUGCCAGUGCUCAUUCUAGACGUGCGUCGUGGAGUCUUCGACUUGGCGUCAUUGCUGGGAUGACCAGCGUGCUUUUCGUUUGCCCAGCAAGUGUCAAUCUACCGCUUCUUCCAGCAGCCCCAUUCUCGCGUGGUCUCGUGGCUCUCUCUUGCACCAGCCUAGCGACUAUGACUGUACACCUCAUGGGCCAGCGCAAAACAGGAGCGGGUGUUGACGGAUCAAAAGCAAACGUGGAAACACUGCUGUCUCCAGUUACGGGGGCUUGGGUGGUAUCCGCUGCUAUUGUGGUGCUCCACGCGCUUGCACUGCUCUCCAAUAGCUACAUCGUGACAGAGGACAAAGUCAUGCUGUACUUGUCCGAAACCACUGGGUAUUUCUUGCUUGUGUGCGCCCAGCGCUCGGUUAUCAAACGGAGCGUCGCCACGGCUGCCGCGCUAGCUUUCAUCGUUGCAACACGACUAGGCAGCGCGGUAGAGCCACCCAAUAUUAUCAAGGUAUCUGCGACUUUGGGGCGAACUUUUGCUCCGCUCGUUGUCAUUGCUGCUCUCGCUGUUGGCUCCUCUGUGCUUGUGACCAAACACACAAGCCACGAGCUCUCUCUCACGGGUCGACUAACGCUUGCGUCAUCGUUAUUGAGCUACUGCGUAUGUGCAAUCUUUUGGGCUGCAUCGCCCAUCCAAAGUACCUUCUGGAGACUGUGGCUGCCGCGAUCUGUGUAUCUGAUCUUCCUGGGAACGCUCAGUUGCCUGCUGUCGCGCACUGUACGGCCAAUCAUGCGGACGUUCUCUUGUGGACAAACAAAACGGCGACGGACAUCUGACAACUUGCUGUUGGCCUGGCAGUUCAUUCCAGCGUUCAUGCUAGUGCUGGGACCCACGUCUCCGUUGUCAGUAUUAUGUCUGGUGGUACAGUACCUGAGCUUGUCAUUCAUCGCCUCUUGCUAUCGGUCCGUUUUUCCGGCAUCAGGCAAUAUCGUGACGCCAUGGGUACUGCUCUGGGCUUCGUGCUCCUACCAAGCGUUCUUCACAACGGGCCAUGCAAACACAUUUACGAGCUUGCAAAAUGCCGCCGGUUUUGUGGGCUUCGACGACUUCAGCUUUUACGGUGCAGGCGUCCUUCUCGGCCUCAACACGUUCGGCUGCUUUGUGAUAGCCAUACUGGCGCUGCCUUGGUUGACAUUGGAUCGACCUUCUGAUGGACGCACAGUGGCUCUUGCUUUCUCGGCGUACUACACUCUCAAUGCAUUGGUAUCGACGCUGUUUGUCGCGCUCCAACGACGGCAUUUGAUGGUGUGGGCUAUCUUUGCGCCCAAGUUUAUCUUCGACGGAGUGACCUUGUUGGUUGUCGAUUUUUUGCUGCUUCUAUUGUACGCACCAUUUUCAUGGCAUGCUCAAUGCAUUCACAUCGAUUCGAGUAAAUGA